AUGUCGACCACGGGUCCCAUAAGUAAUUAUUAUGUGGAUUCCUUGAUCAACCAUGAAAACGAAGAUGUCCUUGCUGCAACUCGCUUUUCGGCGCCCGGUUCGCACCCAGCCGGCCCUCGUCCGACGUCCCUAGUACCGGAGUGUGCUGACUAUCCUUCCUGCAGCUUCGCACCCAAGCCACCCGUCUUCUCCACCUCCUGGGCCCCUGUACACUCUCAGUCAUCCGUGGUUUACCAUCCAUACAGUCACCAACCUCACUUAGGCACAGACUCGAGGUAUAUGCGGUCAUGGCUGGAGCCGAUAUCAGGCGCCGUGCCUUUCCAUGGCUAUCCGGGGAACAGCAGGCACUAUGGGCUGAAGCCCGACGCUUUUCAGGAGCACAGAGCCGGCGAGUGUCUCGGCACCGGCGGACGGACCUACACGGAUUAUCUGUACUGCUCAUCCACUGACAUGCGAGACAAGACGCAGCAGAAUAUCCCCUCUCCCGAGUCGGAGCUUCUGGCUUCGGGGAAAUAUAAAGACGAGAAGUCGGAGAUAGAUCCGAAUAACCCAGUGGCAAAUUGGAUACAUGCCCGCUCCACAAGGAAGAAGCGAUGCCCUUACACAAAGUACCAGACUCUCGAACUGGAAAAGGAGUUUUUGUUCAAUAUGUACCUAACUAGAGACCGCCGGUACGAGGUCGCUAGGGGCCUGAAUCUGACCGAGAGGCAGGUCAAAAUCUGGUUUCAGAACCGGCGGAUGAAGAUGAAGAAAAUGAACAAAGAAAAGAGCGACAUCAAGGAACAAUAAUGCGGACUGCAGUUCAGAAAACAACCUUAAUAACCACUAGACACAUGGACAGCACAGAUGCAACAUAGGAUGACUCUCCUUCUCCUCAUAUUUAUCACUUUGUUGGAUUUUUGUAUUAACCUU
Scomber japonicus (chub mackerel) is the source of this 912-nucleotide messenger RNA. It is a transcript of the gene hoxc9a, whose product is annotated as homeobox C9a. Lineage: Eukaryota; Metazoa; Chordata; Actinopteri; Scombriformes; Scombridae. Gene Ontology annotation, cellular component: nucleus. The transcript has 2 exons. Gene Ontology annotation, biological process: embryonic skeletal system morphogenesis; regulation of transcription by RNA polymerase II; proximal/distal pattern formation. Bases 1 to 789 code for a protein of 262 amino acids. Gene Ontology annotation, molecular function: RNA polymerase II cis-regulatory region sequence-specific DNA binding; DNA-binding transcription factor activity, RNA polymerase II-specific. The record is from RefSeq and is a predicted model, not a curated record.